Molecule: messenger RNA, 2075 nt
Organism: Mya arenaria
Lineage: Eukaryota; Metazoa; Mollusca; Bivalvia; Myida; Myidae
Exons: 4
Coding region: 48-1586 (512 amino acids)
Biological process (GO): carbohydrate biosynthetic process
Cellular component (GO): membrane
Molecular function (GO): sulfotransferase activity
Source: RefSeq, a predicted model, not a curated record
CUGAUGAUAGUAUCAUAACAGCGUUUAUCAGCUUCACAAAGCAGGGCAUGGCAUGGAGAACUAAAACUCUGCUUCUUGUUUGUUUCCUUUUAACUGUUAGCUUUCUUAUUGUUCAAGAUAAUAUAAGUUUAGUAGUGGAUACUAAAAACAGAGGACCGAAUGCCCCCGCAGCCGCUUCAACUUAUUUUACGUUAUCAAAACACGUACCGGAACCCCCCGACGUCAUUCAGAAUGAGAGUAAAGCAGCAGUGAGCCGUUUUGUACAACUUCCUCCAGAUACUCACAGGAAUAACCUGACAACAGUUGUUGGGAACACUGCAAAUGACGGCGGAAACGUGGAGGGUGGGGCGUUUGUCUCUCAGGCAAUCCCAGUACCCACCGUGGUUUUGUCUCCAGCAGAUCAAGAGACUGAACAUGGCUUGAGGAUAAGCCACCUGAAAACUGCGUGCGCGGCGUCCGAGGAGGAGCGCCUUGUGGAGACGAAAAAGGCGAACCUGACGGAGUUCUUCUAUUCUCAAUCACAUGACUUCGCCUAUUGUAAGGUGCCCAAGUCCGGUAGCACCUUCUGGAUGAAAGUCUUCAUGAUGCUGACAAAGGGAAAUGAUGUUUACGAGUCCCUCCAAAACAUGUCCCGGGGUGAUAUCCACGCCAAGACCCGACCCCUCAGAGUCAAUCCCGCCCGUCUGCUACGUAAGAAAGUACCGACUGUGGUCGUCUCGCGCAAUCCCUUCACGCGCCUCUUCUCUGCCUUCGUCGACAAAGUUUACCUACCCUUGUUUUGGGAACAUUUUGCGGUAAUGGAAGGGACCAAACGAUUGCCGCCGAAGCAUAUAACAACAACAAAGGAAUUUCUUAAAACUUCCAGAAAUGGACCAAUAAGUCCUAGGCUAAUUAAGCACAUGGAUCGAUUACGCCUACAAGGGAUGAUUGUUAAAAGAAACGUCACACUUAAAAUAUCUCCUAUAUGCGCAAAUAAUGCUACUUUUGAAGAUUUCUUGAAAUUUAUUAUCGGUCAAGUUAAACUAAAUAAACAUCUAGAAUCACAUUGGGCGCCUAUUUCCCAUCUUUGUCGACCUUGCAAACUGAAUACAUUCAAAAUAGUGAAACAAGAAUCGUUUUCACCCGACGUCGAACACACACUUAAUUCAGUCGGAAUAAACCUGACCGACAUUGAUUGGCUGCAUAGAUCACUGUACGAAAAUCGAGUGGAAAAUUCCAUUCCGGGUAUUGUUGCUGUUUUAGAAAGCAGGCUACACAAUAUCCAGACCAAAAUGUGUAUGUCUGACCAAGAGGCGGCUGCUAGACUUUGGAAGUCGUUCCAAAUACAGGGGUAUAUUAGUGACAUCUUAGAAGUUCCAGUAGCUUUUAAGAGUGCCAAGUUCAAAUUCAGUAAAGAGGUUGUGACAAUUGAAGUAUUAUCAGCCAUCAAGAAGAAACCGCUGUCAAACGUCCUGAGCAAACAGCAGAGGCGCAAACAUCUGAAGGAGGCUUACCGUGGUGUAAGCGAGACAACUCUUACCGCCAUACGUAACAUAUACACGCUCGACUUCAUUCUCUUUGGCUACUCUUUUGAGCUUCCUAAUUGAAUCAUGUUACAAGAUACAAGAAUAUUUUUUUUAAAGUCGGGUAUAUGUUAACAAGAAACAUUAGCUCAAUGAGCUAUUUUCCGACAUGAAUAACACUCAAACAUAACAUAUCAAAACAUAACAAUGAGCUUGUGACCUAGAAAUAAAAGCAAACUGUUUAACAUACUAGGUACAAAGACAAAUGCUUCACCUUAAAUAACUCUACUUUAUUCCUGGCGUACUUGUGUAAUAUCUUUAUCCAUGCAUCAAAACAAGGUUUGAAUGAAUGGCCAUCUAAUUUGUACAUAAUUGUUUACUGUACAUGUAAUUUCAUUUUACACGAUGAGCAUAUAAACAAACGUUGGACAUGCCAUUUAGAAAAGUAACCAUAAUGUCAUGUUGUAUUUAGAGGGUUAUCCAUUUGAAUUGCAGAGGUAAAACUUGAUAUUUCAGCUUGCAUCCUAAUCUGGGAGGAUUGUUUUGCGAUUUAAUAAAUCUUUGUCUUCUCUU